Aspergillus alliaceus is the source of this 1545-nucleotide messenger RNA. RefSeq lists its product as uncharacterized. The transcript is spliced from 2 exons. The coding region runs from base 95 to 1240 and encodes 381 amino acids. NCBI's taxonomy places the organism in Eukaryota, Fungi, Ascomycota, Eurotiomycetes, Eurotiales, Aspergillaceae. The record is from RefSeq and is a predicted model, not a curated record.
CGUUCCUCGACUUGCAAAAUUUUACCCAACCUUCCUCUGUCCACUGAAUAUACAUAUACUCCUCACAUCACAACAAUCCUACCAUAAUCUGAUUAUGCCUCGUAAGCGCGCUAGUUCGGGUUUUGAGCCACAAUCCGGUCAAUCUAAGAACCCUAAGACCAGCAACGACGCGUCGCCACAACCAAAGCCACGUAGCAAUCGCUGGUCAGCGGCUUGCGUCUCUGCCAACCUUGAUGCUGACUAUUCUGGGUUCGUGAAAAAAGACUAUGAUUACGCAUUCUCGUACGUCUCUUUUUGUUCACCCGAUGAUGAAGACGAAGAAGACGAGCGAUCAGAUGUAGACUCGGAUGCAGAUGGAGAGCCGGCAGAAGCCACCAAGUCUAAAGUCCGCUGCGACGGUGGUAACAAAUGCUUUUGCAAUAAGCCUGUCUUAGAUCAUUCAGAGCAUCCCUGGGUUGUCACGAGAGCGGGCCUACGGAAGUUAGCAAACCAGCACGUCCAUGCGGAUUCACGCAACCCGGACCUUUUCGGUAUGUAUGUAUAUAAUGACUUUACAGGCUAUGGUGUCGUCGAGGUUGUGCAAAACCUGGUCCUCGAUUUUGUGGAGGCAAGUGGCAACUGGAAAGAGCAGUGGGCAGUCUGCGAGGCAAUGAGUCUCUUCUUGAAUGGCGAUGCGAUAGCACCCAUGACAUCGGUCGAUGACGGGGAUUGUGCAAAUGAUACAUUCUGCCUCAUUGGGGCCAUGUUCCUCACCAUGCUUGCCAAGCUAGAGUCCCAGGGUCUUCUUGGUCCUGACUCUGAAAUCAAAAACCUCGGAAUGGUCAUGGCGUUGUACAUAUGCACCACGUCCGACAUGCGCCAGUACGGUAUUGCCGAAGGAAAUGACGACAAGUCGAACAAGGUCGCAAAUUUCCAUGACGCGGAUGCAAAGAUUUCGGCUUACGCUAAGAAAUACAACAUUCAACUGCGCGGCCCAUCUGAUAUUGACAGUUGUGUUGAUGAUUUGGAUGACGUUAGCCUACCACGUGCUGGAAACGACCCUUGGGGCUGGGGUGCCGUCUUUAAACAAUAUGAGGAACGUUAUGGACAGCAAGGGAAAUCCAAGAUUGGAGGGAACCGCUUUGACAUCACGGCGAUGAGCGCUACGGAACGCAAGUCAAAAAGCUUUGCCAAGAGAGAUCCGCUAGGGAAGGAGGAGCUCAAUGCGAUUAAACAGGGAGGGAUUCUGCAAAUAUCCUAAAACCAUCAAUGAUUACGAAGCAGGCGGAGGGUCAGAUUGACUUGACUUGUACACUUCGGGCUAUCUAGAAUUUAGACUUGUCUUCCCCCUAGCCAUGGAUAGGAGGCUGCGGUCUUCAAUGUAACUUGGCCUCGUUAGUCCGUCCUUUCUACGAAUCCUUCAACACGGCGACGUCAAGUUGAAAUGUUGAGACUUGCCUUGCGAAAAUUUGAAGCUUCAGAUACAUCAUCUAGCUCCUCUAGGGUGCGGCCCUUGGUCUCGGCAAAAAUGAAAUAGACGAAAACAAAUUCAAAGCUGCCCCAAAA